GUGCUGGUGCAGGAGCUGGAGCAGCACCAGUUGCUUCCUAAAAGGUUGGAUUGGCAAGGAAAUGAGCAUUAUAGAAGUUACGAAGAAUUGGUGCUCUCCAACAAACAUGUGGCUCCAGAUCAUUUAUUACAAAUUUGCAAGAGGAUUGGCCCUAUCCUGGAUAAGGAGAUCCCACCCAGCAUUUCCAGAGUCAAUUCCUUGCUUGGUGCAGGGAGACAGUCAUUGCUACGGACAGCAAAAGAUUGCAGGAACACUGUUUGGAAGGGCUCUGCAUUUGCUGCUCUCCACCGAGGAAGACCCCCUGAAAUGCCUGUGAACUAUGGCACCCCCCCAAACCUCGUGGAAGUGCAUCGAGCAAAGCAAUUAACUGGAUAUGCCAAGUUCAGCACCUCAUUCCCAGGAAGCAUGUACCAGCAUGUCAAGAUGCACAGAAGGAUCCUUGGCCAUCUCUCCUCUGUGUACUGUGUUGCAUUUGAUAGGACUGGACACAGAAUAUUUACUGGUUCAGAUGACUGCCUGGUGAAGAUCUGGUCGACUCACAAUGGCAGGUUGUUUGCCACAUUAAGAGGCCACUCAGCAGAGAUCUCUGACAUGGCAGUGAACUAUGAGAACACCAUGAUUGCAGCCGGGAGCUGUGACAAAAUGAUCCGGGUGUGGUGCCUGAGAACCUGUGCUCCAGUGGCUGUCCUGCACGGGCACACAGGGUCCAUUACCUCCUUACAGUUUAGUCCAAUGGUGAAAGGCUCCAUGAGGUACAUGGUCUCCACUGGUGCAGAUGGAACUGUUUGCUUUUGGCAGUGGGAUACAGAUUCCAUGAAAUUCAACAACCGGCCACUGAGGUUCACAGAGAAACCCAGACCAGGGGUCCAGAUGCUUUGCUCUUCCUUCAGUGUGGGUGGUAUGUUUUUAGCAACUGGCAGCACUGACCAUGUCAUCAGGAUGUAUUUUUUUGGCUCUGAAACACCUGUGAAAAUAGCAGAAUUGGGAAGUCAUGCUGACAAAGUUGACAGCAUUCAGUUCUCCAAUGGUGGGGACAGGUUCAUAAGUGGCAGCAGAGAUGGAACAGCCAGAAUCUGGCAUUUUGAGCAGGCAGAAUGGAGGAGUAUCUUGUUGGACAUGUCUGACCGAUUGCUGGGUGACACUUGUGCAGAAGAGGACAAAUUCAUGAAGCCCAAAGUGACCAUGAUUGCCUGGAACCAAAAUGACAAUUAUGUUGUUACUGCUGUGAACAAUCACCUGCUCAAAGUGUGGAAUUCCUGCACAGGGCAGUUGCUCCAUGACUUGGUGGGCCAUGCAGAUGAGGUGUUUGUCUUGGAGACCCAUCCCUUUGAUUCCAGGAUAAUGCUGUCUGCAGGUCAUGAUGGCAACAUCUUCAUCUGGGACAUCACCAAAGGCACCAAAACCAAGCAUUACUUUAACAUGAUUGAAGGCCAAGGCCAUGGGGCUGUUUUUGACUGUAAAUUUUCCCCAGAUGGGCAGCAUUUUGCAUGUACAGAUUCCCAUGGGCACCUGCUGAUAUUUGGGUUUGGCUGUAGCAGGCCCUAUGAGAAGAUUCCUGACCAGAUGUUCUUCCACACGGACUAUCGGCCGCUGAUCCGGGACUCCAACAACUACGUCCUGGAUGAGCAGACCCAGCAGGCCCCUCAUCUCAUGCCUCCUCCCUUCUUAGUGGAUGUGGAUGGAAACCCUCAUCCCACAAAAUAUCAGAGACUGGUGCCAGGAAGGGAGAACUGUGCAGAUGAACAUCUGAUUCCUCAGCUUGGAUAUGUGGCAACAAGUGAUGGAGAAGUGGUGGAACAAGUGAUUGGCCAGCAGACCAUUGAUCAGGAUGAGCAGGGCUUGGAGCCCAGCAUCCUGGAUGGGAUGAUCAGACAGUUACAGCUGGAGCAGGAUCAGAGAACUGGAGCUGAUCAAGAAUCUGCUUCAAAUGCCCCACAAAAUGGGGAGGGAACACCCAGAAGAGCUUUCAGGAGGGCGAGUGUGGACAUCCAGAGCCCCCCCAACAUCGGGCUGCGGCGCAGCGGGCAGGUGGAGGGCGUGAGGCAGAUGCACCAGAACGCCCCACGCAGCCAGAUGGCCACAGAGAGGGACCUGCAGGCCUGGAGGAGGAGGGUUGUGGUGCCAGAAGUCCCAGCAAGCCUGCUCAGGAAGCAGGAAGAAUAUCGGACUGCAAAAGGGGAAGAAGAGAGAGAUCUUUAUGUAACAGAGAAGAUAAAGUCAUUUGAGUCAUUGGAAAAGAGUGACUCUGAGUCCUCAUUAAUCCAAUCAAAGCGCCGACUGCACAGACGGAAAUAUUCCAAUUACCGAACCCGGAAUAACAUUGAACAGCUGGAGUCUUCUGAUGAGGAAAGGGACAACUGCUUGGGCUUGAUAGACCAGGAAGCUGAAGAAAGUGAGGGCUCUGGCUCGUCAGAUGAAGAGGAAGAGUGGAGAAGUGACAAGAAAAGCAACAGUAAUAGUUCUAGCGAUUCCUCGAGCAGAUAUUCCGACUGGAUCGCGGACGCCGGGAUCAACCUGCAGCCCCCCGUGCGGACCUCGCGGCGCCAAGCGCUCAGGUACUGCAGCACCUCGGAGGAUGAGGUGUCAACAGAGAAAUCAUCCCCUCCCAAGAGAAGAAGGAGGAAAAGGAGAAAAAAACCCAAACCAAAAAGGCAGGAGGAGGCUGAUGCUGCAACACAACCAUUAAACAUGGAAUUGUCCCAUGACUGGCACCCUCCAGUUUGGAUAACAGACACAGCUCUUCGGAGAUCCCCCUUCGUCCCUCAGAUGGGUGACGAGGUGAUAUAUUUCCGACAAGGGCACGAAGCUUACAUUGAAGAAGUGAGAAGAAAUAACAUUUACGAACUGAAUCCACACAAGGAGCCGUGGAGGAAAGUAGUGCUGAGGGAUCAGGAAUUGGUAAAAAUUGUUGGGAUUAGGUAUGAAGUUGGCCCUCCCACGCUGUGUUGCCUCAAACUCGCCUUCAUAGACCACGCCACUGGCAAGCACACAGACAAAUCGUUUUCCAUCAGGUACCACGACAUGCCAGAUGUUAUCGACUUCCUUAUCUUACGGCAGUUCUACGACGAAGCCCGGCAGAGGAACUGGCAGGCCUCCGACAGGUUCCGCUCCAUCAUUGACGACGCCUGGUGGUUUGGGACAGUGCUGGGACAAGAACCUUACCAGCCUCAGUACCCAGACAGUCACUUCCAGUGCUACAGUGUUAAAUGGGACAAUGGUGAAAUUGAAAAGCUGAGCCCCUGGGACAUGGAACCAGUUCCUGAUAAUGUUGAUCAGCCUGAGGAAUUAGGAGGCAGUGUCUCUGUGACUCCAGAAGAGGUGGAGAGGCUCCUGUACAAACCCCAGGAAGGGGAGUGGGGGAUGAAAUCCCGGGAUGAAGCCUGUGAACGGAUUAUCAGUGGUAUUGAUCAGCUUAUGACUCUUGACAUUUCAGCACCUUUCUCUGGCCCUGUUGAUCUGUGCACAUACCCCAAAUACUGCACAGUGAUUGCUUAUCCCACAGACCUCAACACCAUCAGGACCAGGCUGGCCAACAGGUUCUACAGGAGAAUCUCAGCUUUGGUUUGGGAAGUCAGAUACAUUGAAAGCAAUGCCAGAACCUUCAAUGAACCUGGGAGUGCCAUUGCCAGAGCUGCAAAAAAGAUCACUACCCAGCUCUUAAAGUUCAUCAAUGAUCAGGACUGUACAAACAUUUUUGAGCUCUGUAGCACUACAGAUGAUGAACAAGACUGUCAUGAUGCUGAUCUGCUGGUGAAUUUAAUUUUCCAGUGUGAAGAUUCAGAACCUUUCAGGCAGCCUGUUGACUUGGAUCAAUAUCCUGAUUACAGAAACAUUAUAGACACUCCAAUGGACUUUGGUACAGUGAAAGAAACUCUGGAAGCUGGGAAUUAUGACACUCCAAUGGAACUGUGCAAGGAUAUAAGGCUAAUAUUUAGUAAUGCAAAAUCUUAUACUCCAAACAAAAAAUCAAAGAUUUACAGUAUGACCUUGAGAUUGUCAGCACUGUUUGAAGAGAAAAUAAGAAGAAUUGUUUCAGAUUUCAAAAACGGGCAGAAACAGAACGAAAAGCUCCGAAGGAACCAGAGGUACACCAGGAGAUUCAAUAAUCAGAGCUCAGUGCAGCAACCCAGCAAAAUGCUCAGAAAUUCGAAGCAGAAACCAUUGAAGUCUCAGGCAAAAGUUGAAUCUGAGCAAGAAGAUUCUUUCCCCCAACCUACCUCAAGCAGAGCCGCCUGUGUCACAAGCCAUAAACCGAACGCUGGGAGAUACACCCGGAGCUCCUCCGGAGAAUCCUCGGAUGGUGUGCACCUGGCAGCCUUUGAGAGGAAUGGCAAAGCCAGAGCCACAGCACUGACCAACUGUUCUGCCUUAUCAUCAGAAAGUGAAGGUUCAGUGGUCUCUUUAUCUACUUCCUCUUCAUCUUCAUCCUCCACAAGCAGCUCAGAGGACAGCAAAGAAUGUCCUGGGGCUGUGGUGUCCCCCCCUCUGCACAACGGGCUGUGCAGGAGGAAGGGCAGCAGUCGCAGGAUGACCCGGAAUCGAGCUGCUCAGAGAAAACAGACAGGAACAGUUCUUCAGGAGAACGGGAACACAAGGAAAACUGUCAGGAAGAAGUUGUACGUAAGUAACUCUGAAAACACUUCCGUGGUGACAUCUGACUCCCUCAGCAACAGCACUGGCAGACACAGGAAAACCCCACGAAGAAGUGCUGCUGUGGCUGCCAAUAAAUUAAGGCUGAUGAGUGACGUGGAGGAAGAGGUUUCCAGCUCUGAGAGCAUUGGAAUUGGCUGCAGGAACAGGAAGCUGCCUCACCGCAACGCCUCGGCCGCCGCCCGGAGGAUGCUGCUGGAGAGAUCCGAGGAUGACACAGGCUUGAAGUCAGAGAGUGAGAAAGAAUUAGAAGAGCAGCUCACCAAGAGGAAAACUCUUUCUCAGCCUGGUUCAUCUGCUCCACGGAGGAAAUUCGUGAGUGAAUCCGAAAAUGGGAGUUCAGAUUCCGAGCCGGACACGCAGACGUGCCAGAAAACCUGGCAAAGCAACGGCCACAAACAGUUCCGGGGCCCAGCCCGUCCUGUGUCUCCCAAAGGGAAAAGUCCCAGCCCAGACUCUUCAGAGGAGGACUCCAAAAGCCAUAAUUCCGAGGAUGGGAGCAGUCAGAAAGUUGGUGACCAAUCAACAUCUGCACACAAUAAACCUGCAGGGAGCAACUCGGAGGAUGAGGCGGAUUCCGAGUUGGAUCGGUGGGAUGGCAGGAAAGCAGCUGGCAAGCAGCUCAAUGCUUCUGGAAAAAAAGCAAAAGUCCUGAGUGAUUUAGAGGACACAGCAGAAUCUGAGACAGAAACCAGGGAGGAGUGGAAAACUUUCCCCUCAGAGAACUUGGUGCCAACCAGGAUUGCAGGGAGUUCCAAAUCCGGCCCCUGUUCCAGCUUCCAUCACUCCUCUGACACGGACUCUGAGGCUGAUUCCAACAACAGCAAUUACUGUGAAACUCCUUUGAAAGCAAGAAAGAGGAAGAGAAAAGGAAGACCAAAAAUCAUUAGAAAAGAAUCAACGAGUGAGGAGACGGGACAGAGCGGGAAAGUGCUGCGGAGCAGGACCUGCAUCAUCAACUACAAGAAGCACAUCAAGAUGUCCAAUGAGAAGAAGAACCCCCGCAGAUGUGCCACCCUGGCAGCCAACAAAAUCAAGAUCAUGAGUGAUGCCAAGGAAGAAUUAUCGAGCUCAGAAAGCGUUUGCACAGUAAAAAAGAACCGAAAGCAGCUCCCGGGCACCGCGCCCGGGGUGUGCAGGAAGAAGCUGGUGGACAGCGUGGAGGGAGACGCUUCUUUGAGGUCUGAGAAUGAGAAAGAGCAGUUUUGUGGCAGGAAAAAACCUUCCUGCCCUGAGUCAUCUGCUCCUAAAAGGAAAUAUAUCAGUGAGUCUGAGAAUGAAAAAACUGAAUCUGAGGCAGAGACUCAAAAGCAGAACCACAGGCAGGCACAUAAAUCAGUCUGUGCUGGGGCGCUGAAUAAUCUUGACUAUGACUCUUCAGAGGAGAAUUCCACCAACCACAGGGUGGAAAAUGGGAGGAGCUGGGGGGUUUCUAGGAAGUCAGCCUCAGCCCACAACCAUUGUACGAGUAACUCUGAAGAGGAGGUAGAUUCUGACUUGGCUAAACCCGAAACUAAAACUACCAGAGUAGCAGCAAAUAAAAAAUCUCGAGCUUCUUCCAAAAGAUCAAAACUGUUGGGUGGCUCCAAAGAAACAACAGAAUCUGAAACUAGGGGGAAGAAAGAGGAGAAAAGCUCGGUGUCAGAGGAUGUGGAAGCAGCUGGGACUGCAGGAAGUUCCAAAGGCAGCUUCAAUUGCUUUUCCGACUCGGACUCUGGGACUGAAAACAGCGUCUGCAGCGAUGCCGCGGAAACGAGGAAGAGGAAAAGGAAACCGAGAACCAGCAGGAAAGAAAUCACCAACCCCAACUCCCUGAAGCCUUGCAGGAGACCCCAGCAGAGGAAACGCUGGAAACCCAGCCAGGAACACGACUCGGAAGACGUGGAAUACACCAAAUACCGGCGGGCCAACCAGCGCUCCAAGAUCCGCACGCGGAACGGCGGCAGACGGACUGUGCGGUACCACGACGGCGACGACGACGGGGACUGCGACACGUAACCUUAAACAAGGAAAGCCAGCAGGCCACCUUCUUUCUGUUUGUUUGUUUGUUUUAUUAUUUUUUUUUGUUUUGUUUUGUUGGGUUUUUGUUUUUGUUUUUUUUUUAAUGGUAAUAGCACUAGAACUCCUCCGAUGGAUGCUGGCUCUUCUUCGUCCUACAUUUCAGGGAAUAUAUUUAUAUUUUUCUAUGAAAAAGUUACGAAUGUGAUUAGAUGAUGACUUUUCUCCUUUUCGUAUUUUUGACUUGCACUUGCCUGCCCAUGUAGCAGCAUUUAGCACAGAUGCCAAAAUGUGCCUCAUUAUAGGGGCAAUUUUUUUGUCUUUACUGGUAUUUUAUUACAUAUAACAAGAGUUAAAAGAUGUUAAAACACUGCAAACAGGUUAAUAGCAGUAUGUUGAGUAUUAUUGUUAUGGGUGCUGCAAUGAAAUACUACCUAGGUCAUGCAACAUUCAAGAACAGAUUUCAAACAUCUCUAAUGCUGUAUGAGAUCAUCUACAAUAGUAACAGGCUUCUAAGUAAUAGUACACACUAGAAAAACCUGGUUGGAUGCAAGCCUUGCAUCAAAAGAGGAGUGAGAAGGCUGAUAACUUCACAACUUGACUUAGUGCAGAUGUUAAAAUGUUCUGUACUUCCAUUACUGAUGCCCAGUUACCAGUGAAGAAGUGAAUUUGCCAAUUCCAGAGGCUCUUGGUGCUGGUGAAGAGGGUUCUGCUGACAGGUAGUACUUUGAUCAUUAAUGUGACUUCUAUACUGUAAACUUUUAAGAUUAUGACAUGCAGGUGAACUCUUGGGCCUAAGGGUUUUUGUGUGUUUUCUUUAUAAAAUAGAAAAACAAACAAAACAACUUUGUUCUGUUUUCUUUAUGCGUGGAAAGGUUGAGGUGGAGGAUUCUGACAUUCCAGACCUUUUUGCUACUGUUGUUCCUCCAUAUUUCAAGUGCUUGAAUGUUAGAUUUCCCACUGAUUAAACCUUUCCAGUUUCUCGCCAUUGCAGUUCAUCUCCUGUUUUCAGAAUGUUUGAGGUGGCUGUUGUUGACAGGAAAGAAUUCUUGUGUAGAAAAUAGAAAAUUCCCCCAGGAAAAACAUGCGAGUUCCUGCUUGAACAGGUAUUAACAAUGAGAACACACAGCAACUCUAAAUUCAUACAUUUUCCUUGGAGUUGUGCUGGUGGGAGCCACACAGCCCAGCUCCAGGAAAUCUCUGUCCUUCCCCACUCCAGGUUUCCUCCUCCCUCUCUGCAGGUUCCUUUUUCCCACACUUGGAAAAUUUGGCAGUUCCUGAUCUCGUUGUUCAAUAGAAGAUGUGUUAGAAUUAGAAUAUCAGAUUUAGCCUAACCCAGCUCCUUUGAACUGAAAUACAGGUUUGUGAAUUAGUUUUCCAGCAGAUUGGACUUGGUAAUAGGAUCUGGAAGGGCUUGGGGAUUAAAAAGUUUGUGCAGCUGCACAACAACAGUCAUUAAUGGCAGAACUCCCUGUACAAAUGGAAGUGGAUCAUGGAAAAGGGAGUCAGUCAGUGAGAGCCACUUCUCCAACAACCUCACUGACAUUGUGUGUGUUUACCAUCACAUCACUCUGCUUUCCAGAACAUUAUCUUGGCAUAGAGAAAUACUCUUUUUUUAUCUCAGCAUAGAGAAAUACUCUUUUUUUUUUAUCUCAGCAUAGAGAAAUACUCGGGUUUUUUUCCCCUUAUAACUUCAAGGUGAAGUUCAAAAAUAACCUAAGUUAAAUCAUUUUUGUCCCAGGAAAUUUUAUUUAGGGCAUAGUCCUUAAUGGGGCACAGCAGAGUUUUGUAAAUUCAGGAUAAAUGUUUAUCUGGAUUCAUUAUUUCGUUUCUAAAAUACGAACACAGUUGUGUUUAGUGAUGAAGUUUCAAGGUGGUUUUGUGUAUCUUGCCUUUUAGGGGCAAACUUUGUUAAAACAAGAGUUAAGUCCACUGAUAUUUUUAUAUUUUCCAUAAACUGCAUUGCUCAGCAGCUGCUUAGGAUCAGUGUCCUGUGGAGUGCAACCUCCAACGUGGGAAUAAGUACUGGUUCAGGAGCUCUGAAGUGAAUGGCAGAGUUUUUAUUAAUUUUCAGUUUAAACAGCUGAAACUGGGCUGGUAGGUUUGUAUUUCUAGUUCAGGCUUAGAUUUACUAAGCUGGUUUUCUUUCUCACCCUUUCUCAGAUGCUGUAUCCUGUCAUCCUGCACUCACACAUGUUCCUGGUGAUCCCUGAAAGCUUUGGGAGAAGGUUCUCUCCUCAGGAUUUGUAUAUCCCAGAGGGAAUCACUGGCUUAGGGACCCUAACACUUUAUUUUCCGAGCAAAGCACAUGCUGCUUUUAUUUCCUAAUUUUAUACACACAGACAGGUUCCAAAGAGCCAGUGGGAAGGGAAAUGGUUAAACUGGAAAGGGAUUUUUGACCCUUUGACCUUCUAAGAGUUUAUUUAUUUUUAAUUUAUUUAAAUGAGCAUGCUGACUCUUGCAGAACUGGCAGUUCUUCACCUUCCUGGUUGUUUUAGUCAGCAUUCUUGGUUUGGUCCAGCUGUACUCAGGGAAGUAAAGCAAUGUAAAAGUAGGAUCUUUAUUUAAUAUAACUUUGGAGGGUGUUUUUGUUUGUUUUAAAGCAGGACCUGAAUCUGUGAUAGUGAACAGGCAGCAUGAACAGAGGGAAGCAGUAAGAAAGUGCAGGACAGAAUCAUAAAGGAAUCAAAUUCUUUAGUAUUGAAGACUUUUAUGAUGUACAUGUUAUUAGUGGACCAAAGUAAAGCUGUUCAUACACCUGU
Manacus vitellinus (golden-collared manakin) is the source of this 9410-nucleotide messenger RNA. RefSeq names its product bromodomain and WD repeat domain containing 1 (gene BRWD1). The coding region runs from base 307 to 6648 and encodes 2113 amino acids. NCBI's taxonomy places the organism in Eukaryota, Metazoa, Chordata, Aves, Passeriformes, Pipridae. Gene Ontology annotation, molecular function: protein binding. Gene Ontology annotation, biological process: regulation of transcription by RNA polymerase II; cytoskeleton organization; regulation of cell shape. The transcript has 38 exons. The record is from RefSeq and is a predicted model, not a curated record. Gene Ontology annotation, cellular component: nucleus.